Acanthosepion pharaonis is the source of this 702-nucleotide messenger RNA. The record is from the annotation of a GenBank genome assembly. Lineage: Eukaryota; Metazoa; Mollusca; Cephalopoda; Sepiida; Sepiidae.
AUGGAAGUACAUUGCGAAUCUCUUAAUAGAAUUACUAUUUUUGAUUUCGUGUUGAAACAGAAGACAAAGCUUAUCCGCAGAACAAUCAGUAUUCUUUUGAGCAGAUAUUCCCAGUUUCAUAUAUUUCACCUCACUCACUAUCAGCUUUCUAUCUAUCUGGUCAGUUCUAAAUCUGUUUGUUGGGCUUAUAUUUAUCUACUCUUUUUAUUAUCUAUCUAUCUAUCUAUCUAUCUAUCUAUCUAUCUAUCUAUCUUGUGCCCUUCAUAUCUAUCUAUCUAUCGAUCUAUCUAUCUAUCUAUCUAUCUCAGUAUACUAACACCAAAAAAACCUUCACAUUAUCUAUCUAUCUAUCUCAGUAUAUUAACACCAAAAAAACCUUCACAUUAUCUAUCUAUCUAUCUAUCUAUCUAUCUAUCUAUCUAUCUAUCUAUCUCAUCCCCCUCUACAAAGAAAUCCACUCCCUCCGCAUCCUCCAUCACACCACUUUCUCCCCGUCCCUCAACCUCUCUCUGUAGAGUGAACCCUCCAAUUGCUUCCCCUUCCUCUUCUGCCCAGUUCCAAAUUCCUCUCAGUAGAGCCCCCAGCCCAUUUAGACAACACUUUGCGCCCCGCAAUACCCCCAGUCCUUCCCCUACUAAAUCGCCUGUAAUGCCUCCUCCGUCUAAAAGACUCAGAAGCCCUAGCCAAGAUUCUACAGAAUAA